AUGGGCUGUCCGCUGGGAUCUUACGACGACCUCCUCGAAGUGCCGAAGCCCGUGGGAGUUAGCAUGAUUGCCUACGUCGACGAUGUGACCAUUGUGAUCGAAUCCUCGUCGCGCGCGGAUAUCGAGCGGAAAGCGACGACCGUCUUGACCGUCGUUUCGGAAUGGAGGAUUAGCAACAGACUGACAGACUGGAUUUUUCUGCCGGAUCCUGAGUGCAGCAUGCGUUACGUAUUGGCGAGAGAGCUAGCGCGGGCCUUGGAAAGGGGUCUCCUUUGUCAGAAUCGACCUGGGGCG
Messenger RNA from Iphiclides podalirius (scarce swallowtail), 294 nucleotides. NCBI's taxonomy places the organism in Eukaryota, Metazoa, Arthropoda, Insecta, Lepidoptera, Papilionidae. The record is from the annotation of a GenBank genome assembly.